Messenger RNA from Cottoperca gobio, 2160 nucleotides. RefSeq names its product protein kinase (cAMP-dependent, catalytic) inhibitor beta (gene pkib). The record is from RefSeq and is a predicted model, not a curated record. The transcript has 3 exons. Lineage: Eukaryota; Metazoa; Chordata; Actinopteri; Perciformes; Bovichtidae. The coding region runs from base 234 to 458 and encodes 74 amino acids. Gene Ontology annotation, molecular function: cAMP-dependent protein kinase inhibitor activity. Gene Ontology annotation, biological process: negative regulation of protein kinase activity.
UGUUGCUGCCGGGAAUGAGCGCACACUGCUCGGCUGUCCGCGCGGUGUCGUCCACUAUGCCGCGGGUCCGGCGGUGUCAGCUGUAAUGAAGCAGGGUGAUGUGUCGCACACUCCGCACGUACUCUUCUUCAUCCUUGCAGAACAUGGUGGCUGGUGGUUAGUUCCAACUUCGGACACCGGAGGGGCUUUAUUUCCUCGGCGAAGCGCACUGAAAUCAGCAGAGGGGUCCUGAGAUGACGGAGGUAGAGCCAGUGUUGGACUUUGCCACCUCGGGGCGCUCGGGAAGGAGAAAUGCCCUGCCUGACAUCCUGGGCUCGCCGGCAGGCGUGAACCCGGGCGACCUGCCUCUUAAGCUGGCUGAGAUGUCCCUCAAAGAUGGUCCGGGAGGGGCCCAGUCACCGACGGCGGAGGGGCCUCCGGCGGCGCCGGAGAGCUCAGAGGGGAAUGAGGGAUCGUAGGGACUCGUUUAUUUACCUCCCCGGAGACCAGCGAAAAGAUGACCUGAGAGACGGGACGAGUUAGAGGGCGAGCUGACGGAGAACGAGUGAAUAUCUGUGGAGAGUCAGUCUGUUUGUGAAGCAGCUGAGCCACGGAGCGACUCCCCGAGGACCGGAGCCAGGCACUCAGCACUCACUUAGCUAUGAACCAGUGAGUGAGUGUGUGUGUGUGUGUGUGUGUGUGUGUGUGUGUGUGUGUUAUACACUCACCGCGGACACUGAGAAUCAAAGGGACCAUGACAGAUUGUAUACUGUACACUAUUUUUGUAUGAUUUAUUUGAAAAAACUACAGAAAAAACAUGAACUCUUUAAGUCAAACUGUAGUGUGUACCCGUUCCUGCUGUUCCACAGUGAUGCGUGUUACUUUACUUUGAUAGCAGCCUGUAAUGUCUCCGAGCUCUUUAAUCCAGCGGGAUGCAAAGCGGCACACGGGGAUAGAUUUAAGAAAACUGGGAACUCUUUGUGUCGUCUUCUACUUUUACACGUAACGUGUAUGAUGUACUGUAUGUUUCCAGUCUGAGGCUGUUGUACAGUAUAUCUACAUGUUAAAUGGACAGUGUUCACGCCUCGCUGCAGACUGUUUGGAUCCUAGCAACAACCACCAGGGAUUGUAUCCAUUUUUUUUAGGUGUCCAUAUGUUGCGAGGUGAAAAGGUGGCCGUCCAUAUCGCGAGACAUUCCUUUAGAGCGUAGUGUCCCACUGCCAGCAAUGUACACGCUGCUUCAUUAUAAUACUUACCGAUAUUUCCUUUUGCUUUUAAAAGUCUCUUUACUUUCCAAACCUCUGACAAUGUGCCUAGUGGCAGUUCACAACCCGAGACGUGUGUUGUGUUCUUUCUCUGUGAAGUACUGUUAUCGACUUGAUAUUCCCUCAGUUUUAACGGGAGAUAUCGUAACACACCUUGAACUGUAAAUUAAACACUUUUGUAACUUUCUGCUGAGUUGCAUCUGCAGAUUUAGUCAGGAAAUGCGUUAACGUAAACUUCGGCAGGGCUUCUCGGGCUCCUCGCACGUGUGCUUCUGAUAGAGACGGCAGCAUAUGGCCGCCAACUGGGCACAGGAGCGAUCAACACUACCGCCACGAUGUGUUUCGAGUAACCGAAAAAUGGCAGCACACUCGCCUUCUGCCUCUCCGCACGGAGAAGAGUCUGUUCACACUCAUCAACACAUAAGCAGAGCUGUGAAUAGGAUGCAAGACGGAGAGCGAGAAACUGCAAAAGAGUGGACAUUUGUCAGCGAUCCGCGGACUGCUACUGUAUAUAUACUGUGUUGUAGUGUAACCCAUGUGUGUGUUUCAGACAUGCUGAUUACCAGACGUUCUUCACAUACUGUACCCACAAAGAAAUGGUGUUCUGUAAUUGUCUAUUUGAAGAUGUUUUGCCGGUGGAUUUGUCUUUAUGUGGAUGUGUUUCACAGAUGCAACAAGGAAAAGCCUGGAGAGCUGCUGCCUGUUUCUGAUGCUGUACUUCUACUAAUACUGACGACCAAGUGCACAAGCUGUACCGUCAACACUUUCUUUGGGGGUCGAUGAAUCAGAGGUGUAUUUUGUAGUGUCCCUGAUCUCUAAGUGGUGCGUAUAUUUUACUUAGCUGGACUGAAUCCUGUGUGUUGAUUCUAUCUGGUGGUGAAUAUUGCCAUAUUAAACCCACAAGCUUUACAUACAA